This is a messenger RNA of Puccinia graminis f. sp. tritici CRL 75-36-700-3, 1968 nucleotides long. RefSeq lists its product as uncharacterized. Lineage: Eukaryota; Fungi; Basidiomycota; Pucciniomycetes; Pucciniales; Pucciniaceae. The transcript is spliced from 5 exons. The record is from RefSeq and is a predicted model, not a curated record. The coding region runs from base 1 to 1968 and encodes 655 amino acids.
AUGAAUCACUCAACGAUAUCUGAAGGCCAGGCCACCACCACCACCUUGGCCAUAUCUCAAGUCCAAGUUCCUCUUACCUCAACAACAUCUCAAAGCCAGGCCACUACCUCGACCAUAUCUCAGGGCCCUGCCCCUGACCCUAACUCAACCAUAUCUCAACACCCGACUCACAACAACCACUUUGCAGCCAACAACGAAGACGAAGACGGUCUGCGCGGUACAAUGGAAGAUGACCAUAACAUCGAUGAAGCGUCAUUUCGGAAAAAUCAAAUGAAACUUUCCGACUCUCAAAUGGAACCCUUUGCAACGAUGGAUCUUGCAGCCCUUACCGCAGCCUCAAAAUCCUAUUCCACUAGACGACGUAUGACAGACGAUAUGAAAGAAGAAGUCGACGAGAUGUACUAUGAAUUCCAAUGCAAUAUUGCCAAGUUAUCAAUCCAAAAUCGUGUUGGAGCGCAUCUUUAUUUUGAUCAUGUGGGUCAAAGCCGAAGAGUAAGAGCCGGAACCUCCUGGAACAAUUUUCAGAAAUACGAUCCCGAGGCACAGAAGAUGUUUGAUGAAUUUGGUCUCAAUGUUGGACGUUCCAAGGUCUCUGCCAUAUGGGCCAGGAAGACUUGGCCAGAGAAACUCCGAUAUCGAGACGUGGACUACUUGAAGACCUUGCGUGAAGUCACGACCAAUUCUGGGGAAUCUAAUGUACCUCACCCGGGAACCGUAUUACAUGCGCCGACAGGAAGCAGUCCAACUCGAUUAAAUGGAAGAGUCCAACUCUCAAAGGUUUCUUUGGAGAAAACAUCAUCUUUGGUAGCUAAUUGGGUGACUAAAAUACAAUCCGAUUUGGAUUCAUUCGCUUUCUUUCAUCAAGUUGAGGGCUUUUAUGUCAUUGCCUCUCGACAUCCCAAGAGCACCAUCUUUCACAAAGGUGGCUCUUCGGUUGGUAACAAAUUUCUACGAAUGUUAGCUCAGAAUAAGGAGACCGACCCCGCAGCAGAUUUUCAUACCUGGACGGCUGCCCAAGCGAUUCAACUUAGCAACGGAUGCGGGACAACUCUUCAUCUUCAAAGUCGUAUCAAGACUGUUGAUGAUGUUGCAGAGAAGUUUCGAGCUGGGAAGCAUGCCGACAACAUCAAAGCUAUACGAGACAAGCUGAGGCAUCUAAUUUAUGUUGCAAGUGGACAUAAACUCAAUUCUCCAUGGCCUGGUGAGGAUACCGAUUACCGAUUACAAGAGUUGAAAUUUUCAUUUUCGAUAGACGACAAUCAAUGGAACAUCGAACCAAACGACUUGAAAAAACCGUUAGUCAAAUUGAAUUGCGGAACAGCUAUGGGGAUCUUGGCAUGCUUGGGUUUGAACAAGAUCCAUUUAACCUACCAUCCCGACUGGGAGGACAUCUCACCCCGUCCCCGAAAAAAACAAUCAAACACUAACAAGCGUAAGAACAAAAGAAAUCGCAAGGAUGAUGAGAAUGAGGAUGAAGAUGAGGACGAAGAUGAGGAUAACGAGGAUAAUAAUAAUAACAAAAACCCUAGUGAGUCUAACUCAGGUAACCAACCUCAACACAAGCGUCUUCGUAUCAAUGCUGCCACUGACAAUGGGUUUCAAGCAGGCAACCAACCUCAACGCAAACGAACUCGUACUGAUGCUGCCACUAACAGUUCUACCGCUGACAAUUUGUCUGAGUCGGGUAACCAACCUCAAAACCAUCCCAAUCGUAAUGAUGGUGCCACUAACGGUUCUACCACUCUCAACAAGAAGAAGCGUUUCCGGCCAAUCAAAACGGCCAGUAAGACCCUUAGUGCAACCACUGCUGACACCAAUCAGUUAGAAUCAAACAAGGGUAAUCCGGCUGACAACAAUCGAGCGGAUGUAUCAGGCGAGGGCAAUCCACCUGGCGAGGGUGCAACCAAUGCUAAUGAAACCCCCGAUAAUGACCCUACUUUGGACCCACUCCUUGCAGCACUUGUUUGA